GUAGCAGAGCCAUAUUUACAAUUUUGAACUUUAGGUACCAAGUCCUUGUGUUUUUUGCCUUCUAAACCUCUUCCGAGUCCCUUUCUCUUCAAGAACUAAGCAUCCUUCCCCAACCAGAAAGAGAGAGAGAGAGAGAGAGAGAGAGAGAGAGAGAGAGAAAUGGCUGAAGCAAAAUUAGCUGCAGGGGUUCUUGUUAGUGGUGUGGGUGAGAUCCUGAAGAAGUUGAUCUUCAUGGCAACGGAGGAGAUUGGGCUUGUAUGGAAUGUCAAGGAAGAGUUGAAAAAGUUGGUACGCACUGUGACUGCUAUCCAAGCAUUAGUACAUGAUGCUGAAAAACAACAAGAAGAAAAAGAGACUGUGAGACUAUUCCUGAGAAGGCUUAGAGAUGUAGCUUAUGCUGCUGAAGACGUUUUGGAUGAAUUCGGUUAUCAAACAACAAGGCUUCAGGUGACCAACAAGGUGAGCAAAUUCUUCUUGCAGUACUCAAUUUCAGUUGCUUUUAAGUUAAAGAUGGCUCAUAAGAUCCAGAAAAUAAACAUGGAUUUUGAUGAAAUUAAAAGUUACAUGGAUUCUUUCCAUUUUGCGAGUGCAUCCACACCCAUGAAUCUGCAAAAUAGAAAGACCAUGGAGACAUUCUCUUUUGUAGAUGAGUCCGAGGUUGUUGGAAGGGAUGAUGAAAAGUCAGAGUUAGUAAGCAUGUUAACUAACUCUAACCAUGAAGAUAUUCUUUCGGUCCUUCCCAUAGUUGGAAUGGGAGGGCUUGGAAAAACCACACUUGCAAAAUAUGUCUAUAAUGAUUGUAUUGUAGCCAAGUAUUUUGAUACAAGAACAUGGGUCCAUGUCUCUAAGGAUUUUGAUGUCAAGAAGAUUUUGACAGAGAUCACAGAAUCUGUUACUAAUGAACCAUGUCAGAUUUCAUCUAUUGAUGUGAUACUGCGAAAUCUUAAAGAUGAGUUGGACGAGAAGCGGUUCUUACUUGUACUAGAUGAUAUAUGGAAUGAAGAUAACGAGCAAUGGGAUAUGCUUAUGUCUUCAUUAAAAAUUGGUAUAAGAGGUAGCAAAAUCAUUGCUACUACUCGUAUGAUUGAAAUUGCGUCAAUGAUAGGCACAUUUGCCACGCACCACCUUAAUCCGUUAUCAGAAGAUAAAUGUUGGUCCAUUCUCAAGAAUAAAGCGUUUGGCAAUAGAGGGGCUGAAGAGACUCCAAAUAUGGUGGCAAUAGGGAAGAAAAUUGUGCAGAAGUGUGGAGGUGUGCCAUUAGCAGAGAAAACACUAGGAGGCUUGAUGCAUAUCAAGAAAAGUGAACAAGAGUGGUUGUCAAUAAUGAAUAGUCCAAUUUGGACUUUACCUAUGGAUAAAGAUGGAAUCCUUCCCGCACUGAAAUUGAGCUAUGAUCACCUACCAUCAUCUUUGAAACAAUGUUUCUUAUAUUGUUCAGUGUAUCCCAAGGGCACAUAUAUCCUCAAAAUGGAUUUAAUAGCUAAAUGGAUAGCAUUAGGGUUCCUUCAACAAUCCACAGGAGGUAGGCUAAUGGAAGAUAUUGGAAAUGAUUACAUCAACCAUUUGUUGUGGAAUUCAUUCUUCCAGGUCUUUAAGAAAAAUGCUGAUGGUGAUAUAAUUGCGUUGAAGAUGCAUGAUCUUAUUUAUGAUCUAGCAUAUUCUCUUUCCAAGUUUGACAACCUGGCUAUUGGGAUUGAAGAUUUAAAAAACAACCCUACUCUUAUUCAUUCAAUAUUGUAUACAGAUGGUGACAAAGGAAAAAUUCAAGUAGACCAUUUGUAUAAGGCAGGAAACUUGCGAUCAUUUCAUUUGAGAUGCACGAGAGCCGGAACUUCCAUUUGCAGGGAUAUCCUUGAUAUUCUGUUUAAAAAACUCAAGCAUAUACGGGUUCUAAAUUUAUCUUCUUGCGGAAUUCAAGAGCUACCAUCUUCCAUUAAGAAGUUGAAACACUUAAGGUACCUUGACCUCAAUGACAAUCCAAUUGAAGCAUUACCUGCAUCUACCACCUCACUUUAUAACUUGCGCACAUUGAAACUUCUCAAUUGUCAAAUAAAAGAGCUUCCCCAUGAUAUGAAGAAACUAGUAAACUUGAGGCAUCUUUUAGUUUCUAGAAAAGAUGGAUUUUUGAGUCAAAUGCCAAUUGAGAUGGGAAGAUUAACUUCCCUUAACACAUUAUUGGAAUUUGUUGUGGGCCAUAAAAGGGGGCAGCGUAUCAAAGAAUUACAACACUUGAAUCUUCAAGAUAGUUUACUUAUCAACAAUCUCGAGAAUGUGAGAAGUGGAGGAGAAGCAAAGGAGGCUAAUUUAAUGGGAAAAGAAAAGCUUGAUUCGUUGCAUUUGUCAUGGAGAAGUCAUGUUAUGGGUGGUGAUAGUACUUCCAUGUUGGAAAAUGACAAUAAGAAAACCGUUGUUGAUGAAGAUGAUGUAUUGGAAGGUCUUCGACCUCAUCCAAAUUUGAAAGACUUGAUCAUCAGUAACUUUGGAGGUAAGAAUAUUCCUCGAUGGCUGAGGAGUGGAUGUGAGUCAUUUCUCCCCAAUUUGGUGAGAUUCAGUCUAGAAAACUGCGAGAGAUUGGAACAUGUUCCCGCACUUGGACAGCUACCAUCUCUUAAGUCUCUUAAGUUAAAAGGAAUGAAAAGGAUGAAGAGUCUUGGCAGUGAGUUAUAUUGUGGGAAUGAUAGCAAUAGUCAGGCAUCCCUAACUAAAACAGCAUUUCCUUCCUUGGAAGAAAUUUCCCUUUUACAUUUGCCCAGCUUAGAAGAAUGGAUGGAACCGCAAGGGUCUUUCCCUUCCUUCCCUCGCCUUGAGAGGAUAUUUGUACAUGAUUGCCCCAAGUUGAUGAUCAUGCCCCGUCAGUUUCCUUCUCUUAAACUAUUCCAAAUCAAAAGAAGCAAUGGCAGCUUGCAAAGGAUGGUUGUGGAGGUUCCCUCUGUCAUCAAACUAUAUCUAAUUGAAGUUCCAGAACUUAAGUUUUUGACAUUGCACAAUAAUACUGAAAUAUUACAUAUUGAGAAAUGCCCCGACCUUGAAGCAAUUAUUACGACAAGCGAGGAUGAGGGUGUGCAAGUCCUCCCUUCAUCUCUUGAAAUAUUGGCAGUAACAGAUUGCCCUUCUCUAACGUCAUUGCCAGAUCUACGAGGUCUGCACUCUAUUCAGAAAUUUUAUUUUCUAGGUAAUGUAAAAAUCACUCGAUUACCAGAGGGUCUACACACCCUCCACGCCCUCGAAGUGUUGAGUAUUGGUGGGUUUUCAUCGGAGCUGGAGUUUUUUCCUGACUUGGAGCCUCUCCAACACUUGCCCUCUCUUCGACAAUUGCAUAUCGAAGGCUGGUCUAAGCUUACGUCUCUUCCUGAGCAACUUCAAAGUCUCACCCAAUUAGAAUGGUUGGGAAUAUAUAAGUUUAAUAGUGUGGCAGCUUUACCGGAGUGGCUCGGGAACCUUUCUUCGCUUCGAACAUUGCUUCUUAAAGAGUGCAACAAUCUGAUGUAUCUUCCAAAAGAGGAAGGAGGACUGCGAUGCUUGAUCACAUUAGAAUCGUUAAGUAUUAGAGAUUGCCCCUUUCUCAAAGAGAGAUGCACCAGAGGAAGAGGCGAUGAAUGGCCUAAGAUCAAACACAUUAAAAGCAUCUUCAUUGAUGACCAACGUGUGUAAUUUGUGCAGUCUUUCUUCAAAAGUCAGGCGCCAAAAUGUUUGCAGAUUUUGGUGGAUCAAGGUUUAGGAGAGUACUUUUUGUUGAUUUAGUAUUCCUUGCCCAAGCAGUGAUCGAUUCUGGUCUGUAUCAUCUACACAUUCUUUAUCCAAAUGCAGAGCUGCAUCAUAUUCAUCAUCAAUUGUUGACCCUGUAUGGAUCAAGCACAUGAGCUAGAGACACAGGAAUGUGCUUAACAAAGCUAAGGAUAAGCUGGAAAAAAUGGCCAAAGAGCUAACAUGGCGGCAAGAAUUUUCGAGGUUGACCUUGAAUAAGAAGCUAAGGUACAAGAAAUUACAAAGCUGAAAUCUGCUUUGCAUGAAAUGCAAGGGCAAUUAGAUGAUUCUCUGGCCACAAUUAUCAAGAAAAUGAAGCAGCGAGGAUAGCUAUUGAAGAAGCACCCCUUGUCAUCAAAGAAGUUCCUAGACGGACUUCCUGAAUUGGAGGGCAAAUUAAGUGGGUUGAAGAAUUUGAAAGAAAGUAUGGGAAGGGCAAGGAGAGUGAAGCAAGGCUAGAAGAAUCACAUUCCAGAGCUUCUCAUCUUCAAGAAACUAUUGAAUGCCUCAAGGACAAGACUGCAUAAUUGGAGUCACAAAAUGAGCUGCUCUGCCAUCAGGCACCAUUUUCUGUGCAGAAAAUAGUUGCUCCUGAACUUAUGCAGCCAGAAGGCUCUAUAGUGCAAUAGUGCAUUGAUGGUCCAGCUGCAGAAUCUUUAAAAUGGUUAUCAAACAAUGGAAGUGCACAAAUGAUAAAGGUAUAUGUUAUCACUAUCAGAUGAAUUUUCUCCAGAGUAAAAGGAUACUUACUGAUGAAGAAGCUCAAUCUUGCAAUGUAUUUAUAAUGACUAGAUUUGUUUCAGGAGCCAGUGCCUCCAACGGCCCCAAGUAAGCAAAAAUCUCUAACGGACAGGCAGCAAGAAUGCAUUCAGACUCACAUGUAGGGAAUCUUUACAUGAAUUAGAACACAUCAAAUAGUUGAUCUCAUGUGUCUGUCGGAUUUUUUUAUUUCCUCUUCUGACCAGGACCAUGAUACACUAAUAGACUGCCUCAUGGAAGAUAAACGGUUUGACAAGAACAGACCUGCUGCUGCAUGUAUUUGUUCGGAUAAUUCAUGCGAUCCAGUCAUCUAUCGAGGUGGUACUUUCCCCUUUCAUGAGCCUAUCAAGUAUGUUGUUGAUAAAUAUUCUGCGUAAUUGAUCACAUAGAAGAUAUCUAUUUUGACUGAUGAACCGGGUUUGAAAUGUGGGACUGGUCUCCUAUAUAAUUCCCUUCUGAAUCAAGAAAACAUCAUUGAUCUUACCUAUUGGGUCUCAACAACAUUGACACUUUUGGUUUUCUGUACAAAAUAUGCUCAAGGGAAGCAGCACGCCAAAAACAAGCUUCAGUGCAUGCUUGGAGCUCACCCAUCACCCUGUUUGGCAGAAUGGCACAAGUAAUAUCUUUGUACUAUCUUUUCAAAUUCAUUUCUUCACAAUGAAUAGCAAAAUUAUGAUGAUCUAAACUUCUUAUCUCAGGGCAUUUGUUCAUCUCCUCAGGCAUGGGAAAUCAUGUAAUAGGACUCCUCAUUAAUCUACUAUUUUACAGAACCAAUAAGAGAAUACUGUGAAAAUACUCAACCAAAUAUAUUUGCAAAACAACAAGCAUCAAGCAUCAAGCAUCAAGCAUCAAGCAUACACUGGCAAAGCAUUGUAGGAAGCCUAGAUUGCGCCUUAGCUGCAGUGUUUGAGAAUAAUGUCCCUGACAUAAUCAUAAGGAAGACAUUCAGUUAGAUGUUCUCCUUCAUAAAUGUGCAGAAUAUUAACAGGUUCACAACUUCUCCAAUUUCAAUUUACAGAAGAUUGUUUUCACAUGAGGGAAGCUGUUGGGUUUCUGCUGGUUUCACAACAAAAGCCUCGCAAACCCUUGGAUGAGAUCACGAAUGAAACGUAUCAGGUGCUGAGCAUUCCACAAAUAUAUCGCAUUGGAACAAUUUUCUAGGACGACAAAUAUGGAUCCCAAGGGCUAUUCCCAGAUGUAAUUGGCAAGAUGAGAGCAUUGACGACAGAAGAGUGAGUCAAGUAACAUGCCAAAUAAUGCUUUUGUUGCUUGACGUUGGCUGAAGUGUUCCUUUCUCUCCAGGUGAGCUAUCAAGAUCGUUUCCUGACAUUGGCCUAUCCAUUAUUGAUCCACCCCUGCUCCUCCGUCAGAAUUCCAAGUUCCAUUUCCUGUUACAACUGACAGAUUAAGAUUCUAUUACUUGGUGGGUUUACCCAACUCAUUUUGGUUCUUAGUUGCGCCAUUGUAAUUGUUCAUUGAGGGUUGAUUGUAAUUGCUUAUUGUUACUGUAUAUCUUUACAAAGUCCAAAGUUGCAGUGGGUUUUGAUAACCAACCAAAACCUCAUGCUCACAUGGAGAAGGAACCGUUUAGCAAAGCUCAUGGAUUUUUCUUUGUUCAAAUGAAUGCAAAAUGAAUUGAUCCUUUGUGAGAGAA
Macadamia integrifolia is the source of this 6157-nucleotide messenger RNA. Its product is annotated as putative disease resistance protein RGA3. The record is from RefSeq and is a predicted model, not a curated record. The transcript is spliced from 12 exons. Gene Ontology annotation, molecular function: ADP binding; protein binding. Gene Ontology annotation, biological process: defense response to other organism. NCBI's taxonomy places the organism in Eukaryota, Viridiplantae, Streptophyta, Magnoliopsida, Proteales, Proteaceae. Bases 160 to 3651 code for a protein of 1163 amino acids.